CGCGUGACGGGGCGGGAGCGGCGGGAGCUGCGGGGGGAUGUGGCCGCUGCGCGCCGGGACCGGGCUGGGGCUGCUCCUGCUGGCCGCAGGUGUAACUCUGAGGCAAUCCCAAGAGCCCAAAGAGCUGUGGGGAUAUGUGCAGGUUCGACAUAAGGCCCAUAUGUUCUGGUGGCUCUACUAUGCAGAUAACCCAGCCAAAGACUUCACAGAGUUACCUCUCAUCUUGUGGCUUCAGGGAGGUCCAGGAGCUUCAAGCUGUGGAUAUGGGAACUUUGAAGAGAUUGGUCCAUUAGACAAAGAACUGAAACCAAGAAAUACAACCUGGUUGCAGGCAGCCAGCAUCUUGUUUGUGGAUAAUCCCGUGGGCACUGGAUUCAGUUAUGUGGAUGAUUGUAGCUUGUUUGCCCAAAACCUGACCACAGUUGUUUCUGAUAUGAUGGUUUUUCUUCAAGAAUUCUUCACAGGUAGAACAGAAUUCCAGACCAUCCCAUUCUACAUAUUUUCAGAGUCUUAUGGAGGUAAAAUGGCUGCUGGCAUUGCUUUAGAGCUUCAUGGGGCUGUCCAAAAAGGGAUCAUAAAGUGCAAUUUUAUGGGGACUGCUCUUGGAGACUCAUGGAUUUCUCCUUUGGACUCUGUUCUGUCUUGGGGGCCCUACCUUUACAGCACUUCUCUCCUUGAUGAUAAUGGUCUAGCAGAGGUGACUGCUGUUGCCAAGAAAAUAAUGGAUGCAAUAAAUACAAAUCAAUAUGGGCUGGCCACUGAACUCUGGGACAAGGCUGAAGUUGUCAUUGAAGAGAACACAGACAAUGUGAACUUUUACAACAUCAUGACUAAGGAGGUUCCAGAAAUUCAACUAAAUGAACAAGAUAAUCUCCAUCUCAGACUUUACCAACGCCAUGUCAAAACUAUGCAUAAGGACAGCCUGAGUGAAUUGAUGAAUGGACCCAUCAGAAAGAAGCUAAAAAUUAUUCCUGACUGUGUGAAAUGGGGAGGUCAGUCCAGAGAUGUCUUUGAGAACAUGGCAGAGGACUUCAUGAAGCCUGUCAUUGAUAUUGUUGAUCAGCUUUUGGCAGCCAAUGUCAAUGUCACAGUCUAUAAUGGGCAGCUGGAUCUCAUUGUUGACACCAUGGGCCAGGAGGCGUGGAUUCGGAAACUGAAAUGGCCUAAUUUGGACCAGUUCAGCAAGCAAAGGUGGAAGGCACUCUAUGUGUCUCCAGAAGCCACUGAGACAGCUGCUUUCCACAAGGCCUAUGAGAACUUUGCUUUCUUCUGGAUUCUUAAGGCUGGGCACAUGGUACCAUUUGACCAAGGAGAGAUGGCACUGAAAAUGGUCAGGAUGGUGACCCAACAGCAACACUAGGGAAGGGGGGACCAGCUGAUAUGUCUUCCUGCUGACUGCCAGUGCUCUUGAAGAGUGUGAAUCCAGAAUCAGAAGCCACAGGAGGAACAAUGGCUGUUUGGACACAAAGCUGCUCUGGUCUCACCAGCAACGUGUGCAGGCAACUUAGAGAAAGGCCCUUUUUUUUUUUUCUGGAAUGAUUUGUUGCUUUUGAGUUUGUAAGCUGUAACUUGCUGCCUUAACACAGUUCAUGACUCUUCCAGGACCAAGUCCACUGUCAUAAACAACUAGCUCUGAGCCUUUGCUUUUAAUUGAAGGAUUUUAUGCUUUUUUAAGAAGGUGCCCUUCCCUGAAUGUUCUUUUGUCUGUUCCCACACCAAGACUAAAACUGGUUUGAGCCCUGAUAGAUUUGCUCUGUGUUCCUCUCAGAGAGCUAACCUGUUUCAUGAGGCUGUGGAAUGUUCUUGCCUUUGUCCUCAGGCCUCUGCUUAAGUCACCUGGCUGGAUUACAAGCUGAAGUCAUGGAGAUGCCAGGAUAGAGGACCUGCCCUAGAGGAACUCCAGUCCAUCUCAUCUUCAUCAGGUGCUUGAUUUAGGAUCCAAGAUUCUUCAGGCUACCUGUGUUACGGAGAGAGGAAAAAAAAUCUCCCCUAGAGGAGGAUUUGACCUUUUUCAUCUGACCAUUUGUUUCUCGUUUUCAUUCUCUUUAAUGACUGUUACUCAAACUUUGCCUGUAGCUUUACACAUAAAGUACAUCCAGCAGGAAUUCCUGCUUUCCUGUAUGCUGAAGCAGGAGCUCUGGUAAUACCCUCUUUUUGUACAGAAGAGAGUCCAAAUGGAUAGAAGCCUCUACAACCUUCUGAGUUUAGCCUGGAGACUGAAGAAUAUUAUUUGAGCAAUAAUAGCAUCAUUCUGAAAGAUAAUAGCAGUGUUUAGAAGAAGGAUAUAAAAUCUAGAAUGAAUAUCUUGAUCCCUAUUUUUCUAGAGCUUUUAAAAAGUCUUACAGAGACCACUUCUGAAACAUUUUUAUAUGAAGUGCACAGUCAAGAGGAGACUUGGUCAGACAUAGUUUGACUUCUGCUAUGGACCAUAAAGUGACCUUGUUUUACUGGUUUCUGAGAGGAGGCAGAACAGCUUGUUCCAGCUGUGAGAAUCCUAAAUAAAUAAAUAGCAACCCCUCAAUUACUCCAGCAACUGAAACUAUUGUGAGAUGUCUGGUGGUGUUGGCUUAGCAAGGCAUAAUGAGGCAGGAUGCUGUGUAAACACAUCCAGCCACCCAGCAGCUGCAGUAUUGCCACCUAAUCAUUAUUUUCUUCAAGGUUCUUUCCAACUCCAAACAUUCUGUGAUUUUUUCCUUCUUAUGUGUUCUCUGCUUGAACUGAAUUCUUGAACUUUAGCAAUGCAAAUCCAGUUUUUUAUUUUUUUUAAAUACAGUUUUCAAUAAAUGCAAUAGGUGGAAUGAG
Apus apus (common swift) is the source of this 2802-nucleotide messenger RNA. It is a transcript of the gene SCPEP1, whose product is annotated as serine carboxypeptidase 1. The coding region runs from base 38 to 1360 and encodes 440 amino acids. NCBI's taxonomy places the organism in Eukaryota, Metazoa, Chordata, Aves, Apodiformes, Apodidae. The record is from RefSeq and is a predicted model, not a curated record. The transcript has 13 exons. Gene Ontology annotation, molecular function: serine-type carboxypeptidase activity. Gene Ontology annotation, biological process: proteolysis.